AUGGCGAACAUGGCGAUGGACAAGGGAAGCAUGGGAAACAAGGCAAGCAGGGAUCUAAACAUGGUGGACACGCUUCUGGGCAUGGUAAUGGACAUGGGAUGGGAGGGCAACUUUGAUCACACAUUUUUUCUGAAAAGAUUUUUAAUGAAACAAAAUAAAACUGAUCCGUCUCAAUCAAGAUCAAAAUUUAGAAUGAUUGUUAAGAAUUAA
Messenger RNA from Clunio marinus, 210 nucleotides. The record is from the annotation of a GenBank genome assembly. Lineage: Eukaryota; Metazoa; Arthropoda; Insecta; Diptera; Chironomidae.